Diabrotica balteata is the source of this 651-nucleotide messenger RNA. The record is from the annotation of a GenBank genome assembly. Lineage: Eukaryota; Metazoa; Arthropoda; Insecta; Coleoptera; Chrysomelidae.
AUGGAAAUAGAACAAGAAACCAGUGAGAAAACUUGUAAAAUACAAAUAGAUAAUGACACGAGUAUUGGUUUUUUGGGUGCCUUUAAAAUUGAAAUUAAGGAAGAACCCAAGAGAGAAACUGUAUACCAGGAGUAUGAUUAUUUAGACUCUAAUGAAUUUCCGGUAAACACUAAAAUAGAACAAGAGAAAUAUAAAUUCACACUAUUUGAAGAAAAGCAAACAACAAAUGAAGAAAGUUGUUCCCAGAAGAACAAAAUAGAAGAAUUACAUGGGUCGCAUAAAGGAAAAUAUACAGGUCAACAUGUUAAAGGAAAAAUAUUAAAUAAAAAUAUGAAAGUUGAAACUGGACAUAAACCUUACAAAUGUGAAAUGUGUUUCAAGCCGUUUUCUAGAAUAAGUAGUUUGAAAACACAUUUGAGGAUACACUCUGGAGAAAAACCCUACAAGUGUGAAGUUUGUUUAAAGCAAUUUACUACAACUAGUAAUUUGAAAAGACAUUUUCGAGUGCACACUGAAGAAAAACCGUACAAGUGUGAAAUUUGUUUAAAGCAGUUUACUGAUUCAAGUGAUUUGAAAAAACAUUUUAGAGUUCACACUGGAGAAAAACCGUAUAAGUGUGAAAUUUGCUGUAAGCAGUUUAUUUCUAAAAGU